AUGCCUUUCGUCAAGACCCAGAAGAACGACGCGUACUUCUCCCGUUUCCAGGUCAAGUACCGUCGCCGUCGUGAGGGCAAGACCGACUACUACGCGCGCAAGCGUCUCGUGGUCCAGGCGAAGAACAAGUACGCGAGCCCGAAGUACCGCUUGGUCGUCCGCAUCACCAACCGCGACGUGAUCUGCCAGGUCCUCAUGGCUAACCUCCAGGGUGACGUCGUCCUCGCCGCCGCCUACUCGCACGAGCUCCCGCGCUACGGCAUCAAGCACGGCCUCACCAACUGGGCCGCGUGCUACGCGACCGGUCUCCUCGUCGCCCGCCGUGCCCUCACCAAGCUCGGCCUCGCCGACAAGUACGAGGGCAUCACCGAGCCCUCGGGCGAGCUCGAGCUCACCGAGGCCAUCGAGGGCGAGCCGCGCCCGUUCAAGGCCUUCCUCGACGUCGGUGUCGCGCGCACCUCGACCGGUGCCCGCGUCUUUGGCGCCAUGAAGGGCGCGUCGGACGGCGGCAUCUUUGUCCCCCACUCGGAGGGCCGCUUCCCGGGCUUUGACCCCGAGUCCAAGGAGCUCGACGCCGAGGUCCUCCAGUCGUACAUCUACGGUGGCCACAUUGCCGAGUUCAUGGAGAGCCUCGAGGAGGAGGACGAGGAGCGCUUCCGCAAGCAGUUUUCGUCGUUCCUCGAGGACGACAUCUCGUCCGAGGACAUCGAGGACAUGUACCGCGAGGCGCACGAGAAGAUCCGCGAGGACCCCUCGUACACCAAGACGGACAAGGCCGACCUCGCCUCGUGGAAGGAGGCGUCCAAGAAGACGCACCCGAAGAAGCUCUCGCUCCAGGAGCGCCGCGAGCGCGUCGAGGCCAAGAAGGCCGAGUGGCUCGCGUCGCGCGAGUAA
Molecule: messenger RNA, 894 nt
Organism: Rhodotorula graminis WP1
Lineage: Eukaryota; Fungi; Basidiomycota; Microbotryomycetes; Sporidiobolales; Sporidiobolaceae
Exons: 6
Coding region: 1-894 (297 amino acids)
Biological process (GO): translation; ribosomal large subunit assembly
Cellular component (GO): cytosolic large ribosomal subunit; ribosome
Molecular function (GO): 5S rRNA binding; structural constituent of ribosome
Source: RefSeq, a predicted model, not a curated record